Messenger RNA from Larimichthys crocea (large yellow croaker), 2144 nucleotides. It is a transcript of the gene rnf180b, whose product is annotated as ring finger protein 180b. Bases 264 to 1874 code for a protein of 536 amino acids. Gene Ontology annotation, cellular component: endoplasmic reticulum membrane. Gene Ontology annotation, molecular function: ubiquitin protein ligase activity; ubiquitin conjugating enzyme binding. Lineage: Eukaryota; Metazoa; Chordata; Actinopteri; Sciaenidae. The record is from RefSeq and is a predicted model, not a curated record. The transcript is spliced from 9 exons. Gene Ontology annotation, biological process: norepinephrine metabolic process; protein polyubiquitination; serotonin metabolic process.
GUCCUUGUGACGUCACGGCCUUGCUUAAAGCGAGAGGCUGCUAAACUUUGUGAUUUCCAGGCGGCUUUUCGUCGCUAACAGCUCGCAGAGUGUCCACGGCCGACAGGUAAGAGAGUUUAGACGACAGGAACGUCAACGUGAGGACUGCCGUCACCGUGUGAAAGUCACAUUUGUGCAGGGUUUGAUCUCUCUGAGGCUCGCUCUAAAGAUAGUGCUGCAGCAUCAGGUUUCCUCCUGUGUAAAUACGCUGGGCUGACAGCUUCAUGUCAGAGAGCCCGAAGAGAGGGAGAACCAUGCUCCGCUGCAGGAGGUGUCGGAAAGGCAUCAUAGACUCGACGUGUUUGUCCACGGUCGAGGCCACAGAUGAGAGUUCAGCUGCAGUUUGCAGUAUCUGGCACGUGAAUGUUGACACGUUGCCAGAGUGGAUACUGACAUCAGUUCACCAGGCCCAGUGGACUGUUGGGAAACUAAACUGCCAGAACUGCGCCGCUCGUUUAGGCGGCUUCAACUUCAUUAACCGCAGCGUGUGUCCCUGUGGCCGGGACGCAACCGUCCACCUCAGCAAAAGCCGCGUGGAUCGUGACCACAAACACUACGUUCUCAUCGUCCAGCCGAGGAGGACGAGGCCCAGGAAGGAACAGGCCGGUCUGCUGACAGAUGGCUUUCAGAACAAAGAGCAGAGGCCUGAAUCUAACCGGACCGCACUGGACACCUUACAGCUCAACUGUGCUGCUAUCAUGUCCCACAGCAGCCACGCCGAGGCCUCCAGUUCACUAACUAACAGUGAAAACACCCCGUCUUUCUCUUUCAGCCCUCUGUACUGCAUCUCUCACAGAAGACGGUGCAGCUUGGAAGAUGACGCCACCAUCAGGUCGUCUUGUUUUUGCCCUGCAGGCCACACGAACAAGCCUGCCAUCGAGGUCACGAGGGCGGAGACAGACGAGUCUAUGCGGUCGCCUGUGUCGCAUCCCACGAGACAGCGCUUUGACACUGACAGUGACACCUCUGUUAACGCUUUCGCCUGCCAUUCACUUGUUUCCGGAAGGACACGGUCACCUCUGCGUCACUAUCCGCCGCAAACAGUGGAGGACGUGGAGUCUUCUCCAGAGACCACGGCUGUCCACGAGGAGGUUUCUGAUUCAGCCCUGUUCCUCAGAGGGAGAUCCAUCUCUGACAGUGUGGCCGAGGACCAGGAAGUGCUGCCUGAAACCUUCACAGCCUCCCUGGCCUCAAACAGACUAAGCAAAAGAGAGAAGAACCGUCUGAAGGGUCUUCGGAGGAAACAGAGAAGGAGAGAGCGAUGGCUGCACAGUCAGCAGGACAAGGGGCAGGCUGAGAGUGUGAGCGGGUCACUGUUGGACAGCGAGGAAGAGGACAGAGAAGGCCUCACCUGCGCCGUGUGUCUCGACGUCUACUUCAGCCCGUACAGUUGUCAGCCCUGCGGCCACGUCUUCUGCGAGCCGUGUCUGCGCACAAUUGGCAAGAACCGGCCGACAAACGCGCCCUGCCCCCUCUGCCGCACCCUCAUCUCACACACAGACUUCCACAAUGAGCUCAACCAAACGGCCAAGACCUUCUUCCCCAAAGUGUACUACACCCGCAAGCAGAACUUCCAGAGGGCUCCAUGUGCAAAAUGGCCUCUGCCCAGCUGUCGCAAACGCUUCCACACUUUCUGGGGAGACCAGAGACAGGCGGCGAUGGCAGGGAGACGUUGGCACUUUGGCCGUGGAGGUUUUACACUGGAUGCUUUUGGCCUCACUGACAUGCGCGGCUGGCUCUUUGACAUCGGCCUGGUCAUCGUCUACAUCCACUCGGUCAACUGGAUCCUGGCUUUGCUGCUCCUCUGUUUCCUCAUGUACUACUUCUUCUUUUAAACACAAAGAGUUGGCAGUGCAGUUUUUCUUCUUUACUGAGAGCGGGUGGUUUCUCUGUUCUGGAUUCGACAGUUGGAUGAAGUCACAAGUCAAACCUUUAUUUAAGUGGUAAAGUACCUCAGAAAUAAGAGGUGGUCAUGACCUACAGUACAUAGAAGCAAGGAGCAGGUACUCAACAUUUGCAGGUUGGAAAUUUGCACAAAUGGAUGAAAAGUUUACAGUGUUGAUUAACUGACUAUAAGCUUAAAUUUAAUGAUGAUUUGAACAAAA